AUGCAAUAUAUUGAAAAUAGUCCACUUACGCAGCUGCCCCAACAACAGAUAGAGCUACAGAAAGAGCUAUGCCAAGCACGGAUCCGUGGGGGGAAAUGGUGCCAGCACCUCAGACUUGCAGGAAGAAAUGAGGAAAAGGGAAAGAAUGAGAGGAACGGGAAAGGAAAAAGGAAGAGGAUAGGAGGAAAAAACUGGGAGGGAAGCAUAAAAGUAUUGACAAUAACCCCUGAAAGUAGGAAACCCACACUACUUGCUCCCAAAGAUGUGAUGCUGAAUCCGUGCCUGAAUAUUGGUACUGUCCAUGGACACAUCAUCUUCAAUACUGGCAUGACUGGGAGAGAGAUGGUGCUGACCCCACAAAGGGCAUACAGAAGAAAAGAACUAUUAAUAUUGGGUAAUCGUAAACAUGACCCCGUCUUGAACAUUGCUGCAAUAAAUUAA
This is a messenger RNA of Acanthoscelides obtectus, 441 nucleotides long. Lineage: Eukaryota; Metazoa; Arthropoda; Insecta; Coleoptera; Chrysomelidae. The record is from the annotation of a GenBank genome assembly.